Python bivittatus (Burmese python) is the source of this 587-nucleotide messenger RNA. The record is from RefSeq and is a predicted model, not a curated record. NCBI's taxonomy places the organism in Eukaryota, Metazoa, Chordata, Lepidosauria, Squamata, Pythonidae.
AGGGCCGGCUGACUGGGAGGCGGUGGCAGCAGCUCUUGUUAUUCCAGCCCUUGCUCCCCCAGCACGCCAUGGAGCAGCCGCGGGUCUGCAGCGUCAGUUCCGAGGCGGGAUGGUAUUUGUCGGCUCAGGACCUGGAAGAGGGAGCCCCGCUCCUCUCGCCCCCGGACACGACAUCGCUGAAUCAUGUAUCAACUGGUACCUCCUUUGGCUUCUCCGUAUUUAAUAUAAUGAAUGCUAUCAUGGGAAGUGGGAUUCUUGGUUUGGCGUAUGUCAUGUCCAAGACAGGGAUCAUUGGAUUUAGUGUGUUGCUGUUAAUUGUUGCUACCCUUGCAUCUUAUUCUAUAUUUCUGCUGCUUAGUAUGUGCAUUUAUACUGGGAACCCUUUCGAUGUGGUCUUGUCAGAUGAGGAAAAUUGCUCAAAGAACCCAUUGCAUAUUAAAAGGCUUUGGAACAUGUUCUUAGAUGUAAAAGCCCAUUUGCGUUCAAUAUUAGUCUAUUGGAAUUCACUGGAAAGCAAAAACAAAAUUAGAAGAGAGUGGCAAAUUACAUCUUGUUGCCAAGAAAACUAUAUGGAUACAUCUGUGUAG